This is a messenger RNA of Filobasidium floriforme, 1243 nucleotides long. RefSeq names its product RNA polymerase III subunit Rpc25-domain-containing protein. The coding region runs from base 153 to 953 and encodes 266 amino acids. Gene Ontology annotation, cellular component: RNA polymerase III complex. The transcript is spliced from 8 exons. The record is from RefSeq and is a predicted model, not a curated record. Gene Ontology annotation, biological process: transcription initiation at RNA polymerase III promoter; DNA-templated transcription. NCBI's taxonomy places the organism in Eukaryota, Fungi, Basidiomycota, Tremellomycetes, Filobasidiales, Filobasidiaceae.
AAGAUCGUCGUGCAAGAUCCUCCAUUGAAUCUCAGCAUCUAAACGUAUCAUCCGGAAGCGCACAGCUGUAUUGCCGCGGCCGGGACAAGAGGAAUACUGCCAGACGUUUUCGAGGGAAACUUCGGCGAAAGUUCGUGAUCGUUGAAAGAAAGAUGUUUAUCCUAUCUCGAAUACAAGAUUCGAUAGCGGUACAUCCAAAUGCAUUCGGGUUGGAACCGGAAAUUGCCGUCAAGGACGCAAUCAAUGUCAAAUACUCUAACCAUCUCAUACCUGGAAUCGGCCUCGCUGUGUCUGUUUACGAUAUCCUGACCUGUACAGAAGGAAACGUGCGGUAUGGCGACGGUCUUAUCUGGUACAAAACGAUCUUCCGGGUGGUAGUCUUCGCCCCUACCGUAGGAGAGAUCGUCCUCGGCAAGAUCAUCUCGUCUACAGCAGAACAUAUCCGAGUUUCUGUCGAGUUCUUCAACGACAUAUACGUUCCCAAGGCUAAUCUACCUCAGAUAUCUACCUUCGACCCAGAGGCAAAGUCGUACUUUUAUCAACCGCAGGAAGAGCCAGAAGAGGAAGAAGAACAGCCUGGAGAAAAUGAAGAGCCUAAAGAGCCUGCCCAACCUGCUGAUCCUUUUGACCAGCCUUCCUCGGAACGGACUUACUUUGAGACCGACAGUAUCGUACGAUUCCGGGUCGAAUCCCUGAAAUGGCAAGAAUUAGAACCGGAACCGCCCAACGUCAAGAACCGACCUCCACCCAUGGACCCGAAGACGGGGUUGAGGAUCGAGCCAACACCAGAGGAAGAGGCUUUGAAGAAGAUGCAGAGGGAACGGGACGCUCCGUUCAAGGUUAUUGCGGAAAUGAACGAUCAUGGUCUAGGUCCGAUCAGCUGGUGGGGAGCAGGGCAAGAAGAAGAUGGGGAAGGUCAAGACGGGAUGGAGGAAGAUGUCGAUAUGGAAUGAAGCCGGUCCACAAGAGGGGUCCCGUUUCCAUCCGGCGGGACUCUUCGUAACUAUAAUUAACGUCGGGAAGGGCGUUCUUGAAUAUAUCACGAGCCUUUUGGCAUACCUUUUGGGGCUUGAAGCAGAUCGUGCCCUACGUCGAUGUGAUACCGUAUCCAUUGCCCGCCAGGCUGUUGUCUGACAAUAUCACGCAGUGUCCGCGUCCAGGGUUGAGACAUCCACAAGCUUUUCGUGUCCGAGCAGAGGAAUUGACUGCCUCUCGGUAAUCGACAGCAUAAGUACCACUGCCU